GGUACUCCGAUUUUCUCUCUUUGUGCAUCGCAUUUUCUGAUGAAAGUUUUGUUCGGGGAGGAGGGGGGAAUAGUAACUAUGUCUUGCAAUAUUAGUUUAUUCAUUAACAAUCACGUGUAUCGGCUGACAUUAGUACGUACUUAAUUUCCUGAUACUGCAAUUGUAAACAAGUCCUAGUACAGACGCGAUAGACGGAACAGAAAAAGUUUGCCAUGUUACUUUAUCACUUCGUGGAAAGAAUUUACGUGGCUCAAAACUGGACGUGGAUGUUCGAUUGUUUCGGGCUGCAGCGCUGUGAAGGUCGGGCGGCCAUGGCGUCGCCGCACUACAGCCUGCGGUGGAACAACCACCAGAACCACAUCCUGAACGCCUUCGACACGCUGCUGCAGAACGAGACGCUGGUGGAUGUGACGCUGGUGUGUGAGGAGGCGAGCGUGCGGGCCCACAAGGUGGUGCUGUCUGCCUGCAGCCCGUACUUCCAGAGGAUAUUCUCGGAGAACCCAUGCAAGCACCCAGUCAUAGUGCUGAAGGACCUCCGCGGCUGGGAGGUGCAGGCGAUAGUGGACUUCAUGUACAAGGGCGAGAUCAGCGUCAUCCAGGACCAGCUCGCCUCGCUCAUCAAGGCCGCCGAGUCUCUGCAGGUGCGUGGGCUAGCACACACGGAGCCAGUGGUCUCGGACAAGGACGCCCCGGGGCGGUGCUCCUUCUCCCCGGCACCGCCGCCGCCCCCGCCCCUCGCCAGCCUGGAGAAGAUGGGGCUGUUCCCGCCCCACCCCCGGGGCAGCUUCCCCCACGACGCACCCGGGCCGCCCUCCUUCUCCCCCGCGCACUUCGAGCCGCCCCUCAAGCUGCCCCAGGUGCCCCACCUGCCACACAUCUCGUUCGGCGACGUCUUCCCGCCGCCCGCGGGGGAGCUGUGCGCUUCUCCGCAGCCUCGGAGAAAGCAGGUACGCAAGGCGCGCCCCCGCAGGAGGUCCGGGGACCUGGGCGGGGUGCAGGACCUGUCCAAGACCUCCCCGUCGCUGGCGUCGUCCCCGCCGGCCGACGUCGCCGAGAACCUGUCCAUGAAGAAGCCGUCGUCUGCCAACAGCCUGGCUGCGUCCCACCACUCGGCGCCGCCCCGGACGCCCGUCUCCUCCCCGCACCCGCUGCCCCCGGCGCUGCUGAAGACGGAGAGCGAGGAUCCCCACCACCUGGACAACUCGUGCUCGGACGUGCACCUGCCCGACAGAGGGGACCGCGAUCGCGACAAGGAGAGGAUGGAGUACUGCAACGACUCCCUCGGCCUGCCGCCGCCGCCGCCGGACUCGUCCUUGGACAGCUCCAGUUUCCCGCAUCUGCCGUCAGUGUCAGCGCUGGCUCUGACCCCACCGCAUAUUUUUUCUUUGGACUCUCCUCUUGGAUUCUUCCCAGGCAUGGAGGCGUGUCGAAAUCCUCUUUUGAAUGACUUGCCGGAUAUCAAGAAUGAAAAUCAUCACGUUAUGGGAAAAAGAAAAAUGGGGCGGCCCAAAGGCCAGCACAGCGCGCCGAGGGGGGGUCCUCCUCGCUCGUGGACCAACGCGGAGCUGACGGAGGCCCUCCAGCACGUGUGGAACAAGAAGAUGACCACGUCCCAGGCCUCGCGCAUCUUCGGCAUUCCCUACAACAGUCUGCUGAUGUACGUGCGUGGCAAGUACGGCAAGUCGCUCAAGCUGGAGCAGCUGAAGAAGGACUGCCUGGGCGCCCCUGGCGGCCCGCUCGACCUCCUGGGGCUGGGACCCCUCGGCCCGCCACCGGCCAACAACAACAACAACAACAACAACAACAACUCGACGAAGUCUGCGCCGGAGGAUCUGCUCGGGCCGCCCGUGUCCGAGCACGACAUCGUCACGUCCAUAGCGUCGGGUUUCAACCCGUACUCGCCGGCGAGCUUCUACCCCGACUUCGCGGCGUCCUUCCCGGUCCCCGUGAGCAUGAUCCACCUGCUGCCGCAGUCGGAGAAGAACCGCGACAUGUACCCCCCCGUCUCCGUGCCGCUGCCCCUCGACAUCUCCCUGAGCAAGGACGACGAGUGCAAGGGCGGGGGUCGCCGGUCCCGCUGCGACAACGGCAGCUCCGCGGAGGAGGACGUGGACCCCGUGUCUCGGUCCGUGUCGGCGCGAGACGAUGCGGCCCGUCUCGUCGAGCAGAACGGCCGGAACUAACCGGGCGACUGUCGCUUGUGGCCAGAGUGUGCCCGCCCACGCUGCAGUACACUUAUAGAACAUAUUUUGAUAUCACCGUUUCAUUACGCAGUUUUUUUACAAAGCAAAUUUAUUUUAUACGAAUCUGUGACGAUGAAUACCUCAGAUCUAGGGGAUAGCACUGGUGUACAUAGAUAUAGCUCCACUCCUAACUUUUAUACAUCAUCUGUACUGUUUCCCCAAUUAACUCGGCCACGCUCUGGUGACAAACCGCAGGCAUCUUGAAAGACACGUGAAAUAAUUAUUGUGAUGAUUUUAAGUAUGGGUGCUGGUAGUUUUACUCGAAGUAAAAAAAAUAACGUAAACUGUCGAGUCUCUACAGCGAUGAGACAAAGUUUUCAUUAUCGUAAGGUUAAAUAUGUGGCAGGCUGCGAGAAGAUGUUUCCAUUGAUAUUAUUGCAUUGUGCUUCCUGUUAUUUUUAAAUCUUAUACAUUUGAAAAAUUUUUGCAGCUGGUGUUAGCCAUCUUUAUUUUGCUUUGAAGCAACAUCGUCGAUAGUUUCCUUUAAAAGACUGACUUCAAAUGCCAAUAUGUCGAUAUAUAUCUGAAUUACGUGACUUUACUAAAUCCUAAUUACAUUACUUCGUAAACAUCAUCAACAGUUCCUGCAGGUACUUAUACCAAAUAUUACUUAACUUUUAAGUUUGGAAGAUAAAUAGUAGAAAUAAAUUUUUAUAAUCUACAGAGUAUAUUAUGAUAUAUUGUUCACUCCGCACAUAUGGGUAUGGAAUAACCAAUGGUUUUUGUAUGAUUUUAUAAAAUGAUCAUAUAUAUAUCUGUGUACAAAUUGCAAGACAACAUGGCGCAAGAAUGACGAGUGUUAGUGUGCAUUUAGUUUCAAAUACUGUGUGCAUUAGCACUUCUGGAAACUAUUUUAAUAUUGUGAUGAAUCACACAGAGAAUUUGAAAAUCAGUGUUGUGAUAAAAUCAUAAAAAAAGAAUUGUAAUGUUGAGUGCAAAUGAAAUGUAUUAACUGUGAAUGUUAGAUGUUCCUGGAAAAUGAAAAAUCUCAGAGUGAAAA
Molecule: messenger RNA, 3243 nt
Organism: Bacillus rossius redtenbacheri
Lineage: Eukaryota; Metazoa; Arthropoda; Insecta; Phasmatodea; Bacillidae
Gene: lov
Product: protein jim lovell
Exons: 9
Coding region: 213-2183 (656 amino acids)
Biological process (GO): regulation of transcription by RNA polymerase II
Cellular component (GO): nucleus
Molecular function (GO): protein binding; DNA binding
Source: RefSeq, a predicted model, not a curated record